Molecule: messenger RNA, 2220 nt
Organism: Aplysia californica (California sea hare)
Lineage: Eukaryota; Metazoa; Mollusca; Gastropoda; Aplysiida; Aplysiidae
Product: cerebellar degeneration-related protein 2
Exons: 6
Coding region: 644-1999 (451 amino acids)
Source: RefSeq, a predicted model, not a curated record
CUUGUCCACGUUCGCUCGCUGUGUUCAAAAGGCUGUGUGGCGUAUGGCUGUGGUGUGGGUUGGGUUCUUGACUAGCCUCUCGCUGGACUAGGAGGCCUAGGGUUCGCCCGUGUUGGAACCAUGACGCAGUGCUAGGCUAGUGCUUAUCAUCAUAGCUUAGAUCUAACUUAUAUGCAUGCGAGAAGACUUCAAGAAAUCAAGUGGGCAUUGGGUAUUUGUGUUUUCCAGGAAAGCGGGAGCACUGUUUGGAUGCAUCGCAGCUUCCCAUUAGCCUACUGUGUUGUGUGUGAUUUGUGGUCUAUGGAUUUACGCACAGGGUAUCGGUCGGCAGAAGAUGAUAGAGACGUGAGUGUGUUUGUUAUUGAUCAGGCUCCCUGAGCCACGAGAUAUGACCUCGCGCGUUCUGCUUGCGAUCUGUGUUGAAAGUGAUUGUAAUAAUUAAAGAGUGAUAAGAGGUCUAGAUUCUAGAUCUAGAUCUAGAGCUGUAAAUUGUUUCGUCCUUUGUUGGGUGGGUUACUGAGUGAAGACAAAUUCGUGGGUUCUGUGUAACAGUGAAACCGUUAGGCUGUUUCCCCUCCUAUUGGGAUGCCCUGAAUGUGAACCCAGACUGUCGAUGUGCCAGUGAAAAAUUUCGUCUGCGAUCAUGGAUUCUGAUGACUUCUUCCCUGGAGGCGGGGAGGAUGUUGUGGAUGAAGAGUGGUAUGAAAAAAACCUCCAGCUGGCCGCCGAGCUGGGCAAGGCGUUGCUGGAGAAAAACCGAGAACUAGAGUCUCAGCUGGUCCAGCAACAGAGCACAAGCCAGGACCAAGUACUCGAGAUACAGUACCUCAAGUCCCAGCUGGACACGAUGCGGACAAUGACAGAGUCCCGGAACCGGAUCUACGAGGAGGUGGACCGCACGGCCCAGGACCUGGAGAAGAACAACCAGAAGUUGACCAUGGAUGCCAAGGCGGACCGACAGAAGAUUGAAAAGCAGGCCGCUCUCAUCAUUCAACUCGAGGAGAAAAUCGACGACCUCGAGCGGAAACUGGACGACGUGAAGGCGGCGGAAAAGAAAGCCACAAAAAAGGCGCCCGAGAAGCGGCGCACGUCCAGCCUGAACCGACUGAGUCUGAGCGACUCCAAACACCAGGGCUCUGGCUUCUACUUCGAGAACCUUGCGUGGACGCACACGGACCAGUUCAAAAACAUCCCGCUCAACCCGUACGAGUUUGAGAUCCGCAAACUGCAGGACGCCGUGCAGCACCUCAAGGUCCAGCAGACGAUAGACAGAAGAAAGAUGGAGGACCUGGACGUGGAGUGCUCGGUGCUGAUGGAGGAGAACCAGAGCCUGGAGAAGAAGGUGAAGGUGCUGGAGACCAAACUGUCCGAGGCCAUCAUGAUCCAGUACGAGCUGGAGCGCCAGAGGGCUAGUCCAGACAUGAUGUCCAAGCGGUCAGUGGCCAGCUCGGCUGACCCGGAGGUGGACAUUCACGACGAGCUGCACGAGCCGGAAUCAAAACUGCUGGGAGAGAUCGAGCACGAUGACCCCGAGCUGAGGUCAGAGGCCAAGGCCGUGAAACUGGAGUCUGGCGGCAGUCUCUACAGCAGCACAGAGUCCAUCAACAAAGUGGCCACUGAUGCCAAGGAGAUCCAGGUUGAGGAUGCCAGUCUGUCCAUCCUGGAUGAGCUAGAGUCGCAGUACCAGUCGCUGUUCACCAAGUACCAGGCUCUCAUACAGACCAAGGCCAAGAAGGAAGGUGAGGAGGAGACGUCUCGCCAGCGACUGGCCCACAAGGAGGUUCAGACCUUGCUCCACAUCACCCUCAACCGAGAUUACUACCAGGACAGUGGACACAUUCCUCCUUACAAGGCCCUCUUCAAGGACAUCUUCGCCACCCUCAGGAAGAACAAGAUCGAGGAGAAUGCUGAUGCAGAAGCGGAGAAACGUCACUCUGCCUGCAGCCCCAUUACUUCCCCUAGUGGUGAGGGUCCAAGUGGGGUGAUCGAUGGCCGCUGAGCUCAGUAAAGAAGGUGACAAAUGGUUGUUGAACUAAAUAGUUAUAAGAGUGAUUACCAAGUCUCUUCCUAGUUCCCUGUAUGUGCUACCACAAUGAUGCCACAUGAUCAUGGGGGGUGCUGAUAGUGAGAAAAUGGGCUGUACCAACAAAAAAAUCUAUAUCCUGGUUAUACUCAAUUUUAAGCUUUAAUGGGGCACAAGGCUAGAGAGGCAAGAAAUAA